CGGUCUGGCAACCAUGAAGACUGUCUUGGUCCUAGCGAGUUUGGUAGCCCUGGCUUUGGCCGGGAGCAUCGUCGUCCCACAGAAAUCCUCCGUCGACUACAAAGUGAAGAAGGUUGACAAUGAAUUCGUCGUGAAGCAACAACAAGUCCUGAAACUCAUUUACCACAGCAGCCAAUUGAACCCUGAGGCUGAAUAUUACAAGAUUGGGAAGGAUUAUAACAUCGAAGCCCACAUUGGUGAUUACACUAACCAAAAAGCUGUUCAAGAAUUCUUGAACUUAUGGAAAGUGGGAUUCCUCCCCAAGAACAUCCCCUUCUCAAUUUUCAACCAGAAAUCCAAACAAGAGGCAGUAGCUUUGUUCCACGUGCUUUACUACGCUAAGGACUUUGACACCUUCUACAAAACUGCAGCUUUUGCCCGCGUCUACUUGAACGAAGGCCAAUUCUUGUACGCUUACUACAUUGCUGUUCUCCAUCGCCCCGACACCAAGGGAGUAGUUCUGCCGGCUCCUUAUGAAGCGUACCCAGAACUUUUCUCUAACGUCGAUGUUUGGUAUAAAAUUAACCGCGUCAAGUUGGAGCAAGGAAUCAAUGCAGUUGAAUUCGGUUCCGAAUACGGCAUUGUGCAAGAAAACGACAAAUACGUCUUCUACGCUAACUACUCUGACUACUUCACCUACCCUGAUGUCGAGCACAAGAUUUCAUACUUCACUGAAGAUAUUGGUCUUAACGCUUACUACUACUACUUCCACGCUUUCUUCCCAUUCUGGUUGGAGGGCGACGUACAGUCCGUUCUGAAGGAACACCGUGGCGAGAUCUACUACUACUUCUACCAACAACUCUUGGCUCGCUACUAUCUGGAACGUCUAUCAAACGGUAUUGGCGAAAUUCCUGAAUUCUCAUGGAACAACCAAAUUGUAAAGGGUUACAGGCCAAUGAUGAGAUACUUUAACAACUUCGUUCAAAGGCCACAAUACUAUCAAAUUCCUUAUGAAUCUCAUGUCAAGGAACUGCAAGUACUUCAAGCUUUCGAACAGAGCUUCAUCGAGUAUGUUCAAGAAGGUCAAUUCAAGGAUAAUGUGGAAGGGAAAAAAGAAGUCAACCCUGUGAACUUUGUCGGAAACUUCUGGCAAGGAAAUGCCGACUAUGUUGCUAAAGUUGGUCCUUGGAAAUACCCAUACAGUUAUGAAGGAAUCGCUCGUUACGUUUUGGGUGCUGCUCCUCAAUCUUUUGAAAAGUACGUAUUAAAGCUUUGAAUGCUAGUUUGUGAUAUAGAAAUUUAUUUAAAAAUAAAAUACCUCUUUAUGAUUUUUAAAUUAAUUUUGUAACAAAGCAUAAAUUAAAAAUACAAAGAAUAAUUGCUAAAUCCUUUGACUGAAUACCGAUUGUAAUAUUUAUCAAACAUUUUUAAUAUUUUUAGAUACAACUUCGUUCCAACUGCACUUGACUUCUACCAAACAUCUCUU
Zerene cesonia (dogface butterfly) is the source of this 1465-nucleotide messenger RNA. RefSeq names its product arylphorin subunit alpha-like (gene Sp2). The transcript has 4 exons. The record is from RefSeq and is a predicted model, not a curated record. Bases 14 to 1255 code for a protein of 413 amino acids. NCBI's taxonomy places the organism in Eukaryota, Metazoa, Arthropoda, Insecta, Lepidoptera, Pieridae.